AUGGCCACACAACAGAUCAGUUCGGCAACGCCCAUCCCCGUGAUUGAUGAUGCUGCGUCACGUCGUGCAAAGAAGCGGGAACUCGACAGACGCGCUCAGCGUGCAGCACGUGAGAGGAAUAGGAAUCGCAUCGCUUACCUCGAGGCUACGAUUCAGGCCAUGAGCGAGCAAGAGUCCAGCGGUAGGAUCGCCAGCCUGAUGAAUCAACUUUCCGACAUGACGAGACAGAAGGACAACCUGGCCAAGGUGCUCUCCUCGAUUGAAACGUCCAUCCAGGUCCUUAGGGAAGGGGAGAAGGCAGAUGGCACCACCUCCACUGACCAGGCAUCCCGACUGCUCAAUGCGACCUCCAACUGUCAACCUUGGUCUGAGGACCAUGCCGCCUCCGAUUCACUCGCUAUGGACGUUGGAGAGGAUAGUAACCUGGGCGCGUUCGCCCCUGGCGAUGCCGCAAUGACCUGGGGCCUCCCGGCGUCUGGUACAGCCGGUCACCUCAUCACAACGGCAUCGGAGUUCUCCAGCGGUCUCUCAGCUCCAACAUCUUUCCCAUUGACAGGGGACCCCAAUCUCGAAACCUUCCCCGACUCCCCCCCAGCUCCCUCGGCUGGGCAGGGCGACGGCGUCAUUGUGCCCGAGCCUGAUUCGGCCUGUGAGUGUUUAGCCUCAAGACAGGAUCCCGGAAGUCCCGGUCUGCCGGCGGGUUCGAGUAUCUGGCGAAGUGCAAACGAGGCUCUUGGCGGUCGCGAGAUGCUGCCCAGGAAUGUGCUCGACAUGGAAGACGAGAUGAGCGACGAUAUUCCAGUACGCGUCAUCCUGGAAGGCUGGGACGCCGUUGAGCGGUCUGGCAAGUUACCGCCGCUUUGGAAGAAGUUGAGGCGGACCGACAGCCUCCAGUUCCGCAACUGCGCGGAUACUGAACGGCUGGCUAUCCUGAGACUUAUGCACCGACUCCUACGGUAUCAAGCGGAGCCUACAGUCGAGCAGUGCGCCAAGCUGCCCGCGUGGUAUCUUAGCAGGCCAUCGCAGUCGCUGCCUCACUCUUCAGCAAUAGACUUCUUUGUUUGGCCAGGAGUCCGAGAACGCUUUGUGUUUGCGCAACACCAGUACUGCUCGAACCUGUUCUGGAAGGUGUUUGCUAACAGCUUCCGAAUCAUGUGGCCCUUUGAGUUCCGCGAUUGCUACAGACGAAACGUAGAGACCGGGCGAUACACCGUGUCGCCAGAGUUCGAAGACAGGAUUAGGGACAUCAACUCGUGGACCAUGUCCGCGGAUUUCUUCAGUCACUUCCCAGAGAUUCGGCAGUUCGCCAAGGAGCAGGAGAAGUUCUGA
Messenger RNA from Colletotrichum chrysophilum, 1329 nucleotides. RefSeq lists its product as uncharacterized. The transcript is spliced from 4 exons. The coding region runs from base 1 to 1329 and encodes 442 amino acids. The record is from RefSeq and is a predicted model, not a curated record. NCBI's taxonomy places the organism in Eukaryota, Fungi, Ascomycota, Sordariomycetes, Glomerellales, Glomerellaceae.